AUGAGCACAAGUCAGCAAUCCAACUUCUUAAGACACUUUGCAGGCACACAUGUGGCAGUGGCUUCUCUUGUCGAGGAUAUUAGACAAGAUUAUGAAAACAAAAUGUGGCACAACAUUGCAGAUAAAUUGACUCAACUUGUCAAGAGUGAUCAAUUAGGUGGAGAAGAAUUACUAUCGUUUUAUACAAACUUUAUUUCAUCCUUUGAAUUAAAGAUUAACCACUUAAAAUUGGGUAAAAUUGUGGUAGAGAUUUCAAAGAAGCUUCCUCUCAAUAGCACUCAAGGCUAUCCUUUUGUUGAAACUGUAUUCAAUUCUCUCUCCAAACAAGAUCGUGAAGCUGCUUGUAUUUUAAAGACUGAAAUGGCCAUGUGGAGGUUAAAGGGAUCUGAUUUGACAUCCUGUAAGAGAUUGUUGACUGAAGUGAAAGAGACUAUCAACACAUUGGGUUUUGUUGAUAACUUUGUCAAUGCUUCCUACUAUAAGAUUUAUUCCAAUUACUUGAAACACGUGGAUGAUGCUAAUGAGUUCUACAAGAAUGAACUCUUGUACUUGGCUUACACUCCCAUUGAAGAUAUUUCCUUUGUUGAACAACAAGCCAUUGCAUUCGAUUUGGGAAUUGCAUCUCUUCUCGGAGAUAGCAUUUAUAAUUUUGGAGAAUUUUUACAACAUCCAGUGGUUGAAUCAUUGAAUGGAUCACAAGCGGAUUGGCUCUACAAACUUUUAAUGGCUUUCAAUAAGGGAGAUAUUAGAGGUUAUGAACAAUUAAUUUCAACCUAUGCUCACGAAAUUGAUUCUAGACCUUCCUUGAAAGAAAAGAAGGAUUUUUUGUAUGAAAAGGUUCAAUUAAUGUGUCUCAUGGAAUUGGUGUUCAGUAAGCCAGCAGAUAAUAGAAAUAUUGCCUUUGAAGAAGUUGCUAACGUGACAAGAAAACCAUUAUCGGAAGUUGAACCUCUUCUCUUGAAGGCAUUGGCAUAUGAUUUGAUUCGAGGUGUGAUUGAUGGUGUCAAGCACACUAUUCACGUAUCUUGGGCACAACCAAGAGUGCUUGAUAAGAGUCAAGUAUCCAUCCUGAAGGAUAAAUUAAGUGUAUGGUUGGGAAAGGUUGAUGAGUCUUUAACCUUCUUGAAAAAGCAUGGUUCUGAUGAAGUUGUGACACAAUAA
This is a messenger RNA of Naegleria lovaniensis, 1161 nucleotides long. RefSeq lists its product as uncharacterized. Bases 1 to 1161 code for a protein of 386 amino acids. Gene Ontology annotation, cellular component: cytosol; proteasome regulatory particle, lid subcomplex; nucleus. Lineage: Eukaryota; Heterolobosea; Eutetramitea; Acrasida; Naegleriidae. The record is from RefSeq and is a predicted model, not a curated record. Gene Ontology annotation, molecular function: structural molecule activity. The transcript has 2 exons. Gene Ontology annotation, biological process: ubiquitin-dependent protein catabolic process.